CACAGCCGCACCGGCAGAGCUCCAGAAUAUGCAACUCGGCCGGCUCACGCGCGGACGCGCUACAAGUGCGAGGGCCCGCCCAACGCUGCUUGCAGCUUUAAUUUUGUUUCUGGAGUCCAUCUUCGGAGACCCACAGGAGGUGAAAGUGGCGUCAGGACAGGACGUCACUCUUCGCUGUCAGGCUCCCAGCGGAGCCUGCAUCUCACAGUUAGUGUGGAGCAGAUCGGACCUGAAGGACGACUACUUCGUCUACUUCCUCAGAGACGGUCUCCACAUGAACUACCAGCGUUCCUCUUACGUGGGUCGAGUGGAGCUGAGAGAUCCACAGAUGAAGGACGGAGACGCUUCUAUUGUUCUGAAGAACGUCAUCGUCAGCGACUCUGGAACAUACGAGUGUCGGGUUGGAGAGAAAAACACACCUGAUCUCAUCGGCAUCAUCAGGCUGACGGUUUCAGGCUCAGCUCGAAACAUCCCGACUGUACUGGCAAUAGGUUUUUCACUCUUCUCUCUGAUUGUUUAGUUUUGUUAUGAUUUUCAAGAAAUGUCCAAAAAACCAACAACAGCUCACAAAACAAAAAGGAGGAGGAGGAGAUCCAGCAUCGGAGAACCCUCUGACAAUGAAGCCAGGACUACAAACACUUCUAACUCAGAGGGAAACAUCAGAGUGAGGCUUCCCUGUUGUAACACAAUGGGAGAAGAUUGUCAUUGUGCCGCUGCAUGCAGAAUGCUGCAGAAACAUCCUACACAUUUAAUGAAAGUCUCCUCCAAAGGCCAGAAUUAGGGUGGGUUCCACUGAUAAUAUGCCCCUUUUCCACCGAAUGGUACCAGCUCGACUCGCCUCGACUCUACUCACCAUUUUUGGUUUUCCAUCGGGGAAAAUUUCUUCCUGUUAUCUGGUACUUUUUUUCCCAGCCAACGCAGCAGACGAUUCCAGCAACAACAGCAGAAAAAAACGCAGCAGUAACAUUUUAGUACAACUAUUCUGUCUUUAUGUUCUGAGUAAUGUUGAAACGUUAAAUGAAGAGACUAUUAUGUAGCUAUGAGGACAGCACGGCGGCCUAGUGGUUAGCACUGUCGCCUCACAGCAAGAAGGUCCUGAGUUUGAACCCCAGUCGUCCGGGCCUUUCUGUGUUUAGUUUGCAUGUUCUCCCAGUGUCUGCGUGGGUUCUCUCCAGGUUCUCUGGCUUCCUCCCACCAUCCAAAGACAUGCGGCCUACUAGGUUGAUUGGUGUCCUCAGGUGUGAGUGUGAGUGGUGGU
This is a messenger RNA of Micropterus salmoides (largemouth bass), 1258 nucleotides long. RefSeq names its product nectin-4-like. NCBI's taxonomy places the organism in Eukaryota, Metazoa, Chordata, Actinopteri, Centrarchiformes, Centrarchidae. The record is from RefSeq and is a predicted model, not a curated record. Bases 29 to 520 code for a protein of 163 amino acids. The transcript is spliced from 3 exons.